CCCGUGUUCACAGCGCCAGCGGGGCUGCCCGGGCGGGAUUAGUGGGACACGCUGCGGUCAAGAUGGCGGCUGCCAUGGAGGGUCCACGUGGGGUCGGUACAGCCGCCGUCGCCGACUCGGCGGAGGAGAGCGGUUCUGAGCGGAGUUCAGAGCUCCCAGAAGACGACUUCUCUUCAGAGGGCGAAGCAUUAGACGGUGACGAUGAGGAUGAGGCGAUGGCCCACGGCAAAAUGGAUGAAAAUGAAGCAGAAUCCCAGGCUGGCCCAAGUGCGGGUUGGGCGGAGGCCAUGGCGAAAGUGCUUAACAAAAAGAUUCCCAAAAGUAAAUCCACCAUAUUGGUUAAAAGUAAAGAGCUGGAGAAGGAAAGAGAGAAAGAAAAACAAGAGAAGCUAGAGAAAAAGAGGCAGCUUGAUAAAAAGCGGGAGUGGGAAAUGAUGUGCAGAGUGAAGCCAGAUGUUGCCAAAGACAGAGAAAGGGAGAGAAAUUUUCAGAGAAUUGCCACACGGGGUGUUGUGCAGUUAUUUAAUGCUGUCCGGAAACACCAAAAGAAUGUUGAUGAGAAAGUGAAAGAAGCAGGGAAUUCCAAUAGGAAACGUGCUAAACUGAUGUCAUCUGUUUCAAAGAAAGACUUCAUCAAUAUGCUCAGAGGGAAUGAAGAUGCUAAAAGAGAACAAAGUAUUUCUGGGAAGACCCUGAAAAGCAAACAGGGUGAAGUGAAAUCUGAUGAAGAGCCAGCAUGGAACAUACUCCGUGACGAUUUCAUGAUGGGAGCGUCUAUGAAAGACUGGGAUAAAGAGAGUGACAGGGAAAGCAACACUGGACAAGAUGAUGGACUAAGGCAGGAUAGUGAAAGUGACUGAUGGAUGAAAUAAAAGAAUAUUCAAGAUAAAAUGUCUUAAGUUAAUUGCAGUACAAGACUGGUAGGAGAUGAAAGGUGCUCUUGUGUUUUUUUUUUUUUUUUUACAAUAAAUAAAACUUCAGGGGGUGAUGUUGAGAUUCAGAUAUUCCACAUUCAGAAAGGAACUUCACCUGUGAGGUCCAUGGCAUAAUUGCUAUGACAACUGUACAGCUUGAUUGAUUAAUGGUUUUAUAAAGCGCUGUCUGUACAUGAUGUUGAAUUGUGUCAAGGAAGGGUCACUGCUCUGAAUUGCUUUUAGUAUGAAGGUCAGAUUCUCAGUUGGAGUAGAUGUGUCGCUCUGUUACUAAUUUACCCCAGUUGGUAAUCUGUUCCUUAAAGUACAAUGGGUAGAAUACAUAUACAUGUAAAGAAGGGAUAGUUGUGUGGAUAAGGAAGAAAAGUAAUUCAGGGGACUGAAUUCUGUCGCCCCACCCCGCCCAUCCAUAGGCUUGCUGUGAGAGCUUGUGUAGGUCAGUACCUCAGUUCCCCAAUUGUAAAAUGAGGAUAAUACUUCAUGGGUUUUAAGGCAUAAUUCAUUGAUAUUUUUAAACCACUUUGAGAUGAUCUGGAAGCUUUUACAAAACUGCCAAGUAUUCUUGAGUCUGCUGAUUUCUCAUGCACCGAACUAUCUUUGCAUCUUAUUAUAUGCAGGGCACUAAGGAGUGCCUUCACUAAUUUAAAAAAAAUACUCUUAAGUAUUCCCUUAUUCGGCAUCUAAGUGAAAAUAUAAAGGACAUCAUUGAUGUAGUAGAGACAAACUAUAAAUGUUAAAUUGGAUUUAAAUUUCUUAAAUAAUAUGAGUGGAGGGAUUUGUAUAUAUUAUACCAUGUAAAUAUAAUAUACAUAUAUAAUUCAUAAAACCAGCCCCUAACAACUGGCAAUAGUUCUGUUAUACUGUAGCCUGUUAACGCAUCUGUUAUAUAUUGUAGCAUAACUCUUUGAGGAGAACUCGAAGCUAACAGCAGAAAUGUUUACGUUUUCAAACUGGUUUGAGUGUGAAGUGUAUUAGAUAUCUAAGGCGACAUUAGCUUGUGGCCUCAUGAUUAUUAUCACAAAUGAAGGCAUGUACCCAAAAUAUAAAGUGGCAAAACCACAAAAGUUUGAUGUACAUUUAUCCCAACUUCUGAGGAUUUGACAUCUGUAUAGUUAUUAAAUUAGUAGAAUUGGCAUCUCAUUUAUGCAUUAAUGUAAACAAAUAUUUUUAAAUAAGAUAAUAUAGUUCGAAUCUUAUAAAGUACCAUUAUAGUUUCAUAUCACAUUUCUUGGUUUCUGCAGAGUUUAAUUACUUUGAGUAAAACCUCCAUGGGCAGCCUUAAAUCUAUAACUUUACUGAACAAAGAGUUGAUGAUGCUGAUUUAAAUUUUCUCUGUGGUUUGUUCUUAAGGCCAGGUACUGACUUACAUCCAACAUCUAAGUCCUGUUUGAGAUCAGCAGUAUUUGGCUCUGACCAGUGGCUUACUGAGAACAACUACUUUAAAAAAGAUGAAUUUUUCCUACCAGAAAGUUGCUUGAGAAACUAUAGUAUAUUUUGAAAUGACUACAUUUUAUAAAAUUAUUUUCAGCAAACAUUUCCAUAAUCUUUGUUUUCAGAACUUGUUUGUAUGCACUUAGGUUUUUGCAGUAAAGUUAUAAGUGACCAAAGCAUUGAGUUGCCAUUUAUAAGUGUUUUUAAGAAAAACACGGAGAGAUUAUACAUCAAAGAUAACGUCUUAAAAGCUAUAAUUUUAGAUGGCACAUCAGCAGCUGAGCGUUGUGUGUGUAGGCCACAUGUAUUGCCUUUCAAAACCCUUAACGUACAUAACUCUGACCUUUUUUAUGUACUACUUCACAGACUGCCUAACCAACCCUCUCACCCUAUAAAGCCUCCUUGCUUUUUCCUUUGGGUUGCAUACAAUAUGCUGAUGAAUAAUUAAAAUCUAAAUCUGAGCCAUGAUUUUUUUAAAUUAAUCUUAAAUAGGUGCUUUACUUGAACUGAAAUCUGCAAAGCAUCAGCACAUCCAUACGCUGUUUGAAUUGCUACAUUAUUGACAGCAUUAUUGUCUAGCUUUCAGUGAAGUACGUAUAUGUGAACUUCAAUCCUGCAACUUCGCUGGCCAAUACAUAUUUUUGGGAAAAAAGUGUUUGGGGGACAUGCAAAUAUUUUAAUAUUUCAUCAAAAACAAAUUCUUCCUCCCACCACUUCUUUCUCCAUCCAAAGUAAUUCUGAAACAUAUUUCAAGGCACGGAAAUAGUCCACUUAGCUUAACCCAACUGCCUUCUACCUUCUCUGUACCCGAAACAUUUCUGUGAACACAAAUCCUGCCUUAUAAUUUGGUAUUGUGGUUAAAGCCCAGCUGGAGAUUUAAAUGUGUAGUAAAAGUAGAUUCCUGUUGUAUAGGAGCAACUCUGAGACUGAUUUCCUUUCUCAAGAGGGCAAGGAUGAUCAGACCCGUGGGCUCAAUAGAUGCUCAACACCUCUGGAAUAGUGUGGAAGAGACAGAGCUAGAACCCACGUCUGCUGACUCCCUGCCCUCCCUAGCAGUGCCCUCUUCCUCUACUAUCGCAGAGAGAGCAGAACUUGGUUCUCCAGAUCAGUCUCCUGCUCCCAUGAGUAUAUAGGCUUCAGAAGAGCUGUGCUACUGCCUGACAGGAGAAGUUCAUGAUCCUACUUAUCUUUAUAUGGUGUCUUUUUACAUCCGCAGAAAUAAAGACACCUAGGGCUGGUUCCAGAUGUGCAAGGCACCAGGUAGGCUCCAUAAUAGGCACAUUGGAAAAGGAUUCUUGGCUGCAUGGAUUGCAGAAAAUAAAUUUUCAUUGCGGGGAGCAGUUCAGCUUAAUUUGUUGGUUACUUUUGCCUUCAUCUUCCGAUCACCUUUCAGCUUCUCUUUCUGUGAGGAAAGGACCAUCUUCCCCUAGCAGUGCUUCGGGUCUGCCCCGGUGGGAGAACUUUUGGUGGGCUGUUCUUGGGGUUUAUAGAAUAUUCUGUACUAAUUCUACUGGGGCGCGCACAGGCUCUGGGAACUUCCCUGCCAUGGCUGCUUGAGUGGGGAGAGCUGCCUGCCUGCGGUGCCUCUCUCUGGCUGGUGAUCUCUUGGUUCGGGCUGAGGAGCGUCUCCCUUCUGAAGUUGUAUGGUCUGACCAAGAUGAGCAGAGUGAACCAAGCAUUCCCUUAGUAGGAAGCUGCUGAUUGUGGGCCCUACCUGUUUUCUAGUGAAAAGGGGAGAUUUUUUUUUUUUUUUUGAAAGAAUGAAACUGUUCUGGGCAGGGUGAGGCUCCUAGAACAGGCUGACCUGUGUAGCUGAAUGACCUGCAUGUCCCUUGAGCUAUCUCUGCAGUCACCACCAGGGAGGAAGGCAGUAGCCAUCUCACCUCUAGCUCUUUGCACAAUAGUUAGAAGAAGGACAAACCCUUAACUCUUAUUAAAUUGGUCCUGGCAUCCUUAACAACCAGAUUGAGCAGUCAUCAACUUUGCUUUCUUCCAGCCCGUGCAAACCGAUCAAUGACUUAUCCAGGACUUGCUGCAAGGUAGAGGCAGGGGAAGGCUUGAAAUGUCAGGGAGCCUUGAGAUCUUGUUAAAUUUUGAUCAUACUUGGAGCAAAUGUGCAGAGAUCCUAAAGCCAAAUGAGGUUCACAUUAAACACAUAGACAAUGAACAGAUGCUUACAACCUUAGCCAGGGGUUUUGCAUUCUGCAGUAGUUGGGAGGAUUGUGAGGAUUCCAAAAAGGCAGUUGAAAACCUGGUGACUUCACUCCCCUGCUUUCUGAUGUACAGGGGAGAUGCUUGAAGCAGAAUGUUCUGAAUAAGAUAAUAAAUAAUACCACAGGGCAAAUACUGUAAUUAAAGAUUACAGUUGGGGAAUGAGGGGAUAUGGGCUAGCUUCCUUAGCUGUCUUACAACAGGCAUUUGCUUUCCAACGCAGUUGUUUAUCGCUCUUAUCUUUGGGUACACACUGACUGAAUAGAGCUUGACUCAAAAUGCGUAGCUUCAACACUGAAUAAAAUACUUGCUUUUAGCCUCAUGCAACAUUUCAAUCUUUAGAGUGAGUUCAGUCACCCUAACAUGUAUAUAACUUGUGUGCUGCCAAAUGCUUUAAUAAGUUUAAAGGGGACCUUUUCAAAAGCUCCUAAGGGAUUUAGCAUCACACGACUUUCAAUGGGAUUCUAAAUCUUUUAGGUGCUUUUGGAAAUCUUCAGAUAAAUCAACAGUAUUUCGUUAUAGUAUCAUAGUUCAUCCAUUCUAGUGAGCUGACCAAUAGCCUCUUCCCUCACUCCAGUGAAUGGCGGAGAUUCUCAUGCACCCGCAUGCAGAUUUUCAGUAAUAAUCUCAAAGUUCUAUUUUCAGCAUUUCUAUUGGUCGUAAGAUUGCUAAAUAGGUCUGCAUCCUGCAAAAACUUACACCCGAGGGGUCUCAUUCUGUAAAUUGCAUAUAUAAAUCUUUGCAGGCUUACAGCCCUAAUAACUUUAAAGGAUAUUAAGAUUCCAUUUAUAAAUGGUUAGUUAAUACAUGAUGAAUAGAUGUUAUAAGCAUGUAACAAACAGGAGUAGUGUGUGUCAUAGAUGGUUACAAGCACAUCAGUAGAAGGUGUUGUCGA
Caretta caretta (loggerhead turtle) is the source of this 5469-nucleotide messenger RNA. RefSeq names its product ribosomal RNA processing 15 homolog (gene RRP15). Gene Ontology annotation, cellular component: preribosome, large subunit precursor. NCBI's taxonomy places the organism in Eukaryota, Metazoa, Chordata, Testudines, Cheloniidae. Gene Ontology annotation, biological process: maturation of LSU-rRNA; maturation of 5.8S rRNA. The record is from RefSeq and is a predicted model, not a curated record.